AUGAGUUCACUUAUCCGUUCAAAUUCCAUAACCAAGAUUUGUGGGUUGCAAACCCUUGAAGCAGCUCAAAUAGCUAUUGACAGCAAAGCUGACUUACUUGGAGUCAUUUGCGUACCCAAUAGAAAACGAACCGUUGACGCAAAAGUUGCACAAGACAUAUCAGCUCUGGUGAGAACCGAACGUCUCAAAGUAAAGUCAAAGGAGGGCCCUUAUUUGGUUGGCGUCUUCCGCAACCAGAGCGUUGAAGAAGUUAAAAGGUUGAAAGAUGAGUACUGCUUAGACAUCGUACAGCUGCACGGAAAUGAGGAUUGGAAACAAUAUUGCAAAGAAUUAGGUGACGUUACGAUAAUCAAGCGCUUCAUCUUCCCCGAUGAUUGUGCUAAGGUACUAGAGAUUACAAAUAUGGGUAGUGCGCCUUGUGUGGCGCUGUUUGAUUCAGAAGCCGGCGGAACCGGUGAAAAGUUAGACUGGAACCGGAUCUCUCAAUGGAGUCGAGAAUCAGGUGCCAACUUCAUCCUUGCUGGCGGCUUAACGCCGGACAAUGUCAAAAUUGCGUCACAAUUGCCUGGAGUACGGGGUGUCGACGUGAGUGGAGGUGUUGAAACGAAUGGAAAGAAAGACGCCAACAAAAUCAAGCAAUUUCUUCAGCAGGCAUUCCAAGCUUAA
Molecule: messenger RNA, 666 nt
Organism: Lachancea dasiensis
Lineage: Eukaryota; Fungi; Ascomycota; Saccharomycetes; Saccharomycetales; Saccharomycetaceae
Source: the annotation of a GenBank genome assembly